This is a messenger RNA of Nomascus leucogenys (northern white-cheeked gibbon), 805 nucleotides long. Its product is annotated as ankyrin repeat domain-containing protein 36B-like. NCBI's taxonomy places the organism in Eukaryota, Metazoa, Chordata, Mammalia, Primates, Hylobatidae. The record is from RefSeq and is a predicted model, not a curated record.
UAAGGUGCACGUGCUCGCUGGUCCUAACGGUUCUGUUGGGCGUUUCUGCUGAGAGGCGGGAGGCGCUGAGAGUCUGUGCGAAGGACAGUGGACAGACUGCGUUGCUUGUUGUUGCGCUUCGGAGGCAGUGAUCCCCGAAGGCGAGCUGAAAUACGGCUGGAGCGUCCCCAGGCUCCAAUUUGCAGCCGACGAUUAUGGAAGAUCACGAGCCGGAGUGGUGGCCCACCCUCAGGGAGCGCUUGUGCUCGGAUGGCUUCUCAUUUCCCCAAUACCACAUUAAAUUCUGUCAUCUGAGGAGGAUCCACAGAGCUGUCGUCCUUGGUAAUCUGGAGAAACUGGAGGACCUUCUCACGUAUCAUGACGCCAAUAAGAGAGACAGGAAGGAAAGGACUGCCCUACAUUUGGCCUGUGCCACUGGCCAACCGGAAAUGGUAUUUCUUCUGGUGUCCAGUAGAUGUGAGCUUAAUCUGCAGGACCGUGAAUGCAGGACACCUCUCAUCAAGGCUGUACAACUGAGGCAGGAGGCUUGUGCAACUAUUCUGCUGCAAAAUGGCGCCGAUCCAAAUAUUAUGGAUUUCUUUGGAAAGACUGCUCUACACUAUGCUGUGUAUAAUGAAGAUACAUCCAUGAUAGAAAAACUUAUUUUAUAUGGUACAAAUAUUGAAGAAUGCAGCAAGGUAUAGGUCAACCAAUGUUAUUUUCAAACUAUCUGAAAUGCAUUUAUUUUAACAUUGACACAUGUAAGGGUCAAGUUUUCAUAUUUGGAAGCUCAAACAUUCCUUGAAUGAAAAUAUUUUGAAAUGCC